This is a messenger RNA of Cotesia congregata, 729 nucleotides long. Lineage: Eukaryota; Metazoa; Arthropoda; Insecta; Hymenoptera; Braconidae. The record is from the annotation of a GenBank genome assembly.
AUGAUUGAUUUAGUUAUGUCACAUGGGAAUGUAUUUGUUUGGAGCGCUGAAGAUUGGCUGACACUGAGAAGAGAACACCGUAUAGUUGGAGCGACAAUUGGAUGCCCACACACACUUCCUCGACAAGAAAUAAUGCAAGGAUUACCUCUGAUGAUUCUACCAGAAGAAGUAACUUUAUUGCUGGAAAAUAAAAUUGCCCGGCUUGUUGAAUAUCCUAGUUUAAGGCAAGAGCCCGAUGAUGAUAUGAGGAAAGUUUUUGAAAAUUUUAGGAAGAAAAUGUUUAAAGAGCAAGAGACUGCUUUAAAAGAUGGAAAAAAGAAGCUAAUACUCGGAAAAAUUGAUUCUAUUAUUGAAGGUAAAAAGCGUAAAAGUUUAGGAUUGAAAACUUCUAAAAAAAGUAUGAAGAAGACUUUGGAUGAUGCCACAGCUGAGGCGGUAAAAAGAGUUGAGAUAGAUCGAGAUGCUCUUGUGGCUGAACAACUUAGCAAAUGUCCUAAUCUUGAUCCAGAUGAUGCUCUGGUUCAAAUACACACAAGCGAUCCUGUAAUGUUUCAUUCACAAUUUAUAGUUUCAUGCAUGGACAUAGAUGAAGAAAUUCCAAUUCUUAAUCUAACUGGUCAAUGCAGAGUUGCUUGUCAUGUGAGAAAAACUCAAGUAUACGCUUAUUUUUCUGACGACAAUAAAAUUGCUUAUCAGUCAUUUCAAUAUGACAAUUCAAAUAUGGUUUGA